This is a messenger RNA of Arabidopsis lyrata subsp. lyrata, 2475 nucleotides long. RefSeq names its product TSL-kinase interacting protein 1. Gene Ontology annotation, biological process: pattern specification process. The record is from RefSeq and is a predicted model, not a curated record. Gene Ontology annotation, molecular function: chromatin binding. Gene Ontology annotation, cellular component: nucleus. The coding region runs from base 498 to 2072 and encodes 524 amino acids. The transcript is spliced from 9 exons. Lineage: Eukaryota; Viridiplantae; Streptophyta; Magnoliopsida; Brassicales; Brassicaceae.
UCGGUGAUUUUUAACCAUGUGCAAUCAUCUCUCAGUGAUCUUUUUUUUUUUUUUUUAAUUUUGAGCGAUUUCGUUGCUUAUAUUGACUUCUCUCCACCGAUCGUUUCUCUGUUGCUUGAUUGGAGACGUUUCCGUAAGAUUUGUUUUAUAGAUUGUAAAUCUAAGUGUGAUUGCUGGUCUCAAUUUGAAUUUAUUCAUGUCUGAUUGAUUUUUCAUGGUAUGAAUUUUUCAUUUGGUUGAAUCAUCUAGGUUUGGCUGGAUUUCUAGGGUUCCGAUCAGCGUGAGUCGGAGAUUUUGAUUUGAAUUUUUCAUAAAAUCUUCCGAAGAACUUAAUAAUUUGACUAUAGCUGUGUUUGUUUAUCUCAAAUUCGAAUUUAAUUAGUCUAUAAGUUUCAUUCGGUAUUGGAUAAGCUGAGAUUUGAAACGCAUAUGAGUUUCUGGGUUUAGAUCUGGAUAUUAUUGAAAUUUGUUUAAAAUUUCUACGACUGAAAUCGUGUAUGAUUAAUAAAAUGGCUAGAAAGAAGACUGAAACUGCAACUGAGCCCUCAAAGGAGAUCAAAGCCAGAGGAAAAUUAACCAGAGCCAAGAAGUGUAUGAAAACAACUACUAAGAAAUUCCAUCAAUCUGGAAAACAUAAUAUCGGAAGAGAGGAGAAAACCCCUUCUCAAUGUUCAGCUAAGCCUCCAUCUUCUCAAGAUCAAAGGCUGUUACAUACCGAUGACCAAACUCAAAAAGUACCUGUCCUUGAUCUCCAUUCGAGCAAAGAGGUUCAACGUUCUGGAAAAAUGAAGUUGCAGCUCUUUCCUUUGGAUGCUCAUACCCGUGAAGGAUUGGAAAAGGAUGGCUUACACCCAUACUUAGAACUCACUCUUAGCUCACGGAAGAAGAUUUCGUCAGUGCUUCAACGCAUUCACAGUAAGUGGGGCAGCUCAGAGAUUGCUCGGGGAGAUCCCACGUUGUACCCUUAUGAUAAAUCGGUACUUGCUUCUGGUCAUAAAUGGGUAGCAAACAGCAACAUCACUACAGGCGAUGUCUAUGAAGCUAUUGGAGCUCCUUUUCUUUUCCGCUUAAGGUAUGGGUGGUCCUUUGCGACUGAAAAUAAAAACAAUGAACCGCCAUCUCCUUCAACUCCAGGUACGGGAAAGCAGAUGUGUGGUUCAGAGAACCCAUUGACAAUGAUGUCCUCUCCAAAUCAAGUGACUGACACACCUCCCUUGGAAAACUUACCGCCUGAUGGACAAGUUGAGUCAACGGAGAAUAAGAUAAACGAUGGAUCUGGUCCGACAUUGCUUUUUUGGGAUGAUGGAUUAACAAGCCUAAGUAUUGGUGGCUUGCUUUCAGAAGUAUCAUUGAAGGGAAACUUUGGAAAUCAUUGUAUAAAUUCAAACGCAGGGAAUGCAAACGCAACUCUCUGGGAAGACAAUCUUACUAACAUAAGCAUUGGAGGUCUGUUUUCUGAGGCUUCUUUACAAGACAGAUGUCAUAUGAACCAUGAGCAGGAACCAGCUCAUAAUAAUAAUGAUGGUCAGACAAGUGGAAGUAUAGGAGGCUUACUCUCCGAAGCAUCUUCUCUAGGAGAGGGAAGGUUUAGUGACUGUAACAAAACUUGGGAAACAAGGAGAGCUAUCAAACAACCACCAUUACAUCUAAUCUCUGAUUCAUUAGAUGCUUUCCUCGUGAACCAAACUCGAGCUCCUUGCCCUGCUCCUCUUCCUGAGCCGUCACAUUCGUCUAUACUUGAUGCAGACGAUACAUGCCAUGCAUUUUCAUUUCGAAAGCGUACCACAAUAAUACCAAAGGUUCACGACCAGGUAAGUGGAGAAGCUGAGAAGGAGCAACAGAAAGAUGAAUCGAACCCCGCAAAACCAUUACUGGGUUCCUCGGUGUUUAAUCAAGACAGCAGCCUCGGAUUAUCAGGAAUCAAGUGGGCUGAAUCACGGGGACCAUUUGAUUUCGGCUUAUCUUCAUCGCGAAAGUUUGCUAAUGGAGACAGCGUAGGCUUUGGAGCUGUGGUAAAAAAUUUGCCGGAAAUGGAGCCUUUAGAAAAGAAAAUAAAGCUUCAAAAGCAUUGAAACUCAUGAACAAUAAUUAUUCCACAGGAAAGGUAAAUUACUAAGCAUGUUUCAUAGAACCUGAAGAUCAUUUUGAAAUAUUUGGUCUCUCACAAAUCGUCAGAAGGGUAACAACUACAGUGAAAUACAUGUCUGGACACAUCAUCAGUGUGUAAAUAUGCUCUUUGAUCUUCUUCACCUUAUGUCUCUGUUUCCUAUAUGUCUAUAUCCCUUCCCAACCUUCGAAUCUUUCAGGAAGCAAGCCUUUUUCCAUGCGUGUGCUCUGCAAAAUACAACAUUUUACAGCAUUUGUUUUCAUUAAGGUCUGCUAAAUUUUUAAGCUUGUAACAAAGACUUUGUCUAUAAUAUUGCAUAACUCUAAAAACUUCAAUCCUAAGUUGAGUAUUUUUAAAAAUCUCUUUUA